This is a messenger RNA of Fonticula alba, 3382 nucleotides long. RefSeq lists its product as hypothetical. The record is from RefSeq and is a predicted model, not a curated record. NCBI's taxonomy places the organism in Eukaryota, Rotosphaerida, Fonticulaceae. The coding region runs from base 58 to 3348 and encodes 1096 amino acids. The transcript has 4 exons.
UCUCUCUCUCUCUCUCUCGCCCGCCGGUCUGCGUCGGCCUCUCGCUGCUUGGCCGCAAUGGCCACUCUCCCCCUGCCGCCGCUCCUUGUUGCGGCCGGCGCAUCGCUCGGCCCGGCGGAACACCCCUCGCCGCCCCCUCCGACCCCCGGCCACGAGAGCGCAACGUCCCUCCUGCCCGGGAUGACUGGCUCCUCGGCAUGGUGGCCCUCCCUUUCCCAAAUUGCGAUCAUCCGCCGGCGGGCCUCCUCGUCAGCGGGAUCCGCCCGGGGCGGGUCCUUCCUGCUGCCGGCCCUGGCUCCGGCCGAAGGGUCCGGCGUCGCUGCCUCCCCCCCGGAGGGGCCUCUCAAGCGCCUCCUCGGCUUUCUCCUGCGCAUGGCGCUGACCCUGGUGGAUGCCGGCUUCCUGAUGGUGCAAAUCUUCUUCCUGGCCCCGGGGCUUCUCUGGUGGACCACCCUCCAAUUCCGCCUCUGCCUGGGGCUCAUCCUCUCCGGCCAGCCGACCCCGGGGCUGUUGCUCAUCGGCGACGACAAGUCGUCCUCCUCACCCGGUCGGCAGAUCGCCGGGCCCGAGGGGGAAUCCCCCGGCGCCCUGACCGCGGCCCCUUCACCGACCGAGGCCAGCCCCGCGCCGCAGGCCAUCCCCCUGUGCAUCGGCCGCCAUGCUGCCGGGGUGUCCCCCGGCUCGGGCUGUCGCUGUGCCUCGGCCGCGGACGAUGAGGCCCUCCCUCCUCCUGGAGUGCCCCGCCCGCUGGCGGACUUCUCACUGCCGGUUGUUCAAAUCCAACUGUGUUCCUCUCGCCUGGUCACCGAGUCGGUGCACUCCCUGCUCCUCCCCCACGGCGAGCCCAUUUCGGUGGUCCUCUGCGAACAGCUCUACCAGCUGGACAUCGCCGAUGCCCUGGGAGGCGGCAGCGUCAUCCUCGAGCGGCGCUUCUUGCACACAGGCAACCCCCUGGCCUGGACCUCGGCCAAGGCCGGGUCACCGGUGCUGCUGGUACAUGGGUUUGCUCAGAAUCGCUUCGCCUGGCACUCGCCGGCUUGCUCCUGCUUCUCGACGGUGGCCAAUCCCUUUGCUCCGCUAUCGUGGGCCACCUUCCGCCGCGAGGGGCCCGGCGCCUGCUAUGCUUCGCACGUGAGCCGAUGCCCCUUCGCCGGCGAGGGCUCUCCCACCGGCCCGACCCUCGAGCUUGGCCUCGAACACCAGGCCGGCUGGGAAUUCCCCUUCUCCCCGUUCAACAUGCUGGCCGCCGCCGGGCGGGAUGUCUAUGCCGUGUCCCUGCGUGGAACGGCCGAGUCCGGCCGAGCGUCGGUUUUGAGCCAGGUCAGUCGGCAGCUGCGCCCCGGGGCGGCGGGGCCCACUGCCGGCCCUGUGGCCGGCAGCCAGUGCCAGGGUCUCCGGCGCUGUCGCUCGCCAUCCCUUGCCGCUCCCGUGGCCCUGGCGGCCAAGCAGCUCGGCCUUCAGGCGGCGGACGACCCCCCCGGCGACUUGCCCGGCGCCGGCGCCGCCAGCGACACCGAUCCCCUGCUGCCAGCGGGCUCCCCUGCGGCCAGGCCCCGGCCGCCGGCGACCCCUGCCACGGAUCCUCUGAAUGCCAUGCGCACUCCGGAUCGCAUUGGCGAGUAUAUUCGCGCCGAUUUGCCUGCCUGUCUGGAUGCGAUUGGCUUCAUUCGCCGGUGGGCCCCGGCCCCGGUGGCCGAUGCCGAUGCCGGCACUGGCAGCAUGGGCGACACCACGGCCCCAGUGUCCACGGAUGACCUUUCCCCUUGUCCACCGGCGAUCGACUCGCCCGGCGCCUCGGCCUGCCAUUUGGACCGGUGCGCGUGCUCGCGCGCGCGCUGCCCCUUUGCCGGGGUCGAUCUGGUCGGGCACAGUCUCGGCGGGGGGCUGGCCUUGGCGCAGGUUCAUCUGCGCGAGGCGCGCGUCGCCUCGGUGGCCCACAUGGCCGGCAUCUGGUCCUACUCGUACCGAGAGCAUCCCCAAGUCAAGUCCCACAUCACCUCCUUCCUGUGGACCUGCCUCAUUCGCUUUUUGCGUGUCCUGCGAGUGGCCUUCGCUCGGAGCUGCCUCUUCGAGCCGGGGGACGACCGGUUUCAGCGCCACCCCUCGCCCUCCCUCUCCUCCUCGUUGGCGGUGAGCCGGCCGCCGCCCGGCCCCGAGUGUCGAUCUUCCCUGGCCCCGGGCUCGCGGCGCGAGGCGACCGGCGCCGCAUCGGCACCUGCCUCGGGAAUGGCCCCCGCCGGCCCCGCCGCCGGCCCCUCCACCCCGCGGCCCCUGUCCCUGGUGUCCUUCUUGCCCUUCUCCUCCCUCCGGCCGGGGUCCCUGCUUUUGCCGACAUCCCUCUUUGGUCCUGCCCUGGCCCGGCAGCGCUUCAUCCUCUGGGAAAACCCCUUCUCACGGACCCUCAGUCCGGCGGGCCGGCUCUUCCGGUCUUUCCCCGGUGGCCACCACCUCCCCUCAUCCUACUCGUACCCGGUGGACUCGACCCUCGAUGGGGGCGACAUGUCCCGGCUGGCGGAGCACAUCUGUGCCAAGGGCUCCAUCAGCGGGGGUCGCCUUGGCGGCGGCGGCGGCGGCGGCGGCCCGGGCGCCGGCACCGCGGGCACCACGCCCUCGCCGCCGGCGCCCGCGGCGUUGGCUGCCCCGGACCCGGAGCAACCGACCGCCGCCCAGCGGGACUCGCUGCUGCUCCAGGACGCCGACCUGGCACUGGAUGCAUACAUUCGCACCAGUUUCGACACCUUCCCCACGGGCGUCCUGUUGGACUUUGUGUCUCUCAACUCCGGCACCUCGCCCGAGGAGGUUUUCAACUUGCGGCCGCGGGCGGCCUCUUGUGGCAGCGUCUCCCGUUCGGUGCCGGUCUUUUCGGUUUGCUCAACCAAGGACGACUUUGUCAGCCAUCGGGAUAGUCUCUUUGGCUUUGCUCGCGCGGCGGCCCUGUGUGCUGACUGUCGAUCCAGCGCCAUGCUGGACCCCCGCUCGCGGUGCCUUGUCUUCACGGACGAGGCGUACCCCGUGUCCCAGGUCCAUGCGGACUGGCAGGCUGAGAUGGUUCGGGCAUCGUGUGGCCGGGCUGGUGGCUGCUCCCAAGCUCCGGCGGCGGCCUCCCCGACCAUGGCCAUGGCGAGUGCCUCGGACGGGAUGGCCGCGGCCCCGGGUGGCGGCGGUGGCGGCGCCAGCGCCGACGUCCCGAGCGCACCGCUCAUCGUGCACUCCAUGCCGGGCAAUGCCCCCGGGCACUGUGACAUCAUCAGCAGCGCUCGGUCGGUGGACAUGGUGUGGCGGCAUUUGCUUGCGUGGCAGGAUGGCCUUUCCUGCAGUGGCGGCAUCGCCGAGGGCGAGCUCGUGUAAGGGGAAAAAAGAAUAAUAGAACCAGCAUCCCCCC